GUGUGUGUCAGCGCCCUUUGAUUCUCUCUCUUCCUCUCUCUCUCUCUCUCUGAAUCUUCCUUCUUAUUCAAUGAUCUUGUUUUACUAGAAAUUUUUUUUUGGGGGUUUCUUCUGGGUUCUUGGGGAAAGAUUCUUGAGCGAUUGUUGUUCUUGGGGUUGUUGUUAAUUUUUGUUUUUUGGUUCAAAUUAACAAACUUUAAGGUGAAAACGAUCAUGGGUGGUUCUGAUGAAAACAAUUCUAAUUCAACCUUGCCCAGAAUUCUUCAAGCAGGGAUGAAUAAUCAGAAUCAGAAUGUUGGUACAAGAAAGUUUGGACAGAACAGAAGAGCAUUGAGUGUGAUCAAUCAGAAUCUAGUGCAAGGUCGAUCUUACCCUUGUGUUGUUAACAAGAGACCUUUGCCUGGAAAACAAGAAAUGUGUGAAAAGAAGCAGGCAGAUCCAGUGCAUCGUCCCAUCACAAGAAGGUUUGCUGCUCAAAUUGCUUCCCAGCAGCAACAAUCUUGUGCUGAGGAUCCUACCAAGUCGAACCCCUCGAAUUCGACCAGAUUUGAAGACCUAAUCCUCAUUGAUGAGGAACAAAAGUUAACAGCAGAUCAACCAGUGCCCAUGUCCUUGGAGAAACCAAAACUAGUGCAGGAGGAAAUUGAGAUGGAGGAUAUAGUUGAGGAGGACUCUAUUAUAAACAUCGAUAGCAGCGAUGUGGAUGAUCAUCUUGCGGUGGUGGAAUACAUCGAAGAUCUUCAUGCACACUACAGGAAAUUUGAGAGUUUGAACUGUGUCUCGCCGGAUUAUAUGGCGCAACAAUUUGACAUUAAUGAAAGAAUGAGGGCUAUACUUGUUGACUGGCUCAUUGAGGUGCAUGAUAAAUUCAACCUCAUGCAAGAGACAUUGUUUCUUACAAUUAAUCUCAUAGACAGAUUCUUGGCCAAACAAACUGUGAUAAGAAAGAAGCUUCAGCUGGUUGGUUUGGUUGCCAUGCUUUUGGCUUGCAAGUAUGAGGAAGUUUCUGUGCCGGUGGUUGGCGAUUUAAUCCUUAUUUCGGAUAAAGCUUACACAAGGAAGGAUGUUCUGGACAUGGAGAAGUUGAUGCUCAACACAUUGCAGUUCAACAUUUCUGUGCCAACUGCAUAUGUUUUUAUGAGAAGAUUCCUGAAGGCAGCUCAAGCCGACAAAAAACUUGAGCUGCUGGCUUUCUUCUUGAUAGAGCUCUCUCUUGUGGAAUAUGAUAUGCUGAAGUUCCCGGCAUCUUUGCUAGCUGCGGCCGCAGUCUACACGGCUCAAUGCACUGUCAGUGGCUUCAAACAAUGGAACAAGACAUGUGAAUGGCACACAAACUACUCAGAAGAUCAGAUAUUCGAGUGCUCUCGGAUGAUGGUUGGCUUACACCAGAAGGCCGCGACUGCGAAACUCACUGGUGUGCGUAGGAAGUACAGUUCAUCUAACUACAGCUAUACUGCAAAAUGCGAACCGGCAUGUUUUCUUCUGGAGAACCAAUUCUAGCAGGACCAUGUGUAUAGAAACAUUGGUGGCUGGUGAAUUGAAAUUUAUUUCUUGGAUUCUGAUGAGAAGUUACCUUGUUUUUCAUCAUUUAUUUUUUCUUGUUCUUAUGUUCUUAGGUGAACAUAAUUUAGUACAUUUUAAAUCUAUAUUUUCCCUAGUAGUUCUCCAUUGAAUAAAUAAUGGGAAUGGAUGGUACAGAUACAAUUUUAUUCUCCUUUUGCU
Molecule: messenger RNA, 1722 nt
Organism: Arachis ipaensis
Lineage: Eukaryota; Viridiplantae; Streptophyta; Magnoliopsida; Fabales; Fabaceae
Product: G2/mitotic-specific cyclin-2
Biological process (GO): mitotic cell cycle phase transition
Molecular function (GO): cyclin-dependent protein serine/threonine kinase regulator activity
Source: RefSeq, a predicted model, not a curated record